UCUCUCUCUCUGUUAUUUGUUUGUUUUUUAUGUUGAGAAGUACUAAUCCUAAUUUUUGUGACUCUUUGCAGGUCUUUGAGGAACUAAUAUGUCUGGCGAAGAUCACAUGUCCAGUACUAUUGACAAGCCUUCUUUUGUACUCAAGAUCCAUCAUCUCCAUGCUUUUUUUAGGUCAUCUAGGAAACGUUCAGUUGGCCGGGGGUUCACUGUCCAUUGGAUUCGCAAACAUCACUGGCUACUCCGUGAUCAAAGGACUAGGGAUGGGGAUGGAACCCAUCUGUUGCCAAGCAUUUGGAGCAAAGAGGUGGUCUGUUCUCAGCCAAACCUUCCAAAAGACUCUAUGUCUCCUCUUGUUUGUCACCAUUCCUAUUUCAUUUCUUUGGCUAAAUGUGGAACACAUCCUGCUUUGGGUGGGUCAAGACCCGACUGUUACAUCGAUGGCUAAGGUUUACCUCAUUUACUCCCUCCCUGACUUGUUCGCGCAAGCUCUCCUCCAACCUUUGAAGAUCUUCAUAAGGACCCAAGGAUUAGCCAUGCCCCUAACCUGGGCUGCAAUAUUCGCAUCGGUUCUUCACUUUCCCAUCAAUUAUUUUCUUGUGAUUAAAUUGAAUUUGGGGGUGAAGGGUGUUGCCCUGGCCUCAGCUCUUCACUCCUGGAACUUGAAUCUUGGAUUAUUGGUGUAUCUGCUUCUUUCUCAACAAGCAUUAAAGCCUUGGAGUGGAGCAUCAGUGAGUUCAUGGUUUCAGGGUUGGUGGCGUUUACUGGUUCUAAUGUUGCCUAGUGCAUUGUCGGUAUGCCUAGAAUGGUGGUGGUACGAGCUCAUGCAGCUUCUGUGUGGGGUAUUAAUCAAUCCACAGGCCAGUAUUGCAGCAAUGGGAAUACUUAUCCAGACCACAGGUUUAAUCUAUGUAUUUCCUCAUUCAUUAAGUAUGGGUCUGUCAACUCGUGUGGGCCAUGAGUUGGGGGCUAACCGGCCUGCGAGAGCUCGAUUGGCAGCGAUAGUUGGGCUUUCUGUAGCAGCAGCAUGUGGGCUCUUAGCUGUGGCCUUUACAACUGCUGUGAGGAAUGUGUGGGGAAAGAUGUUCACAGGAGAGGAACAGAUUCUUGCUUUGACAUCCGUUGCACUUCCUAUUUUAGGACUUUGUGAGCUUGGCAAUGCUCCCCAGACAGCUGCCUGUGGAGUCUUGAUAGGGUCUGCACGGCCUAAGGUUGGAGCAAAUAUAAAUUUUGGUUCCUUUUACCUCAUCGGGUUGCCCGUAGCAGUUCUCCUCAGUGUAGUUCUUAAGAAAGGAUUUGUGGGGCUGUGGCUUGGGCUUGGGGUAGCAGAAGUUUCAUGCUUGGCUAUGAUGUUGAUUACUUUGGUCAGAACUGAUUGGGAGGACCAAGCAAAUAGAGCACAGGAGCUGACUAGGGUUAGAGAGGAACGUUCAGAUGAUUUGGAAGCCAGUUUGCUUCACUGAUAUCUGAAAAUACCAUUGAGUUUCAACUAAUCUCCUUCUCAUCAUGAUAUAAGAUGGUCUUACUGUUCAAAGUGCAGCAAUAUAAUGUUUUUAGUGUUAACUCAAAUACAUAAA
Molecule: messenger RNA, 1574 nt
Organism: Telopea speciosissima
Lineage: Eukaryota; Viridiplantae; Streptophyta; Magnoliopsida; Proteales; Proteaceae
Product: protein DETOXIFICATION 53-like
Exons: 1
Coding region: 30-1460 (476 amino acids)
Biological process (GO): xenobiotic detoxification by transmembrane export across the plasma membrane
Cellular component (GO): membrane
Molecular function (GO): xenobiotic transmembrane transporter activity; antiporter activity
Source: RefSeq, a predicted model, not a curated record